Messenger RNA from Prunus dulcis (almond), 861 nucleotides. RefSeq lists its product as uncharacterized. Gene Ontology annotation, molecular function: zinc ion binding. NCBI's taxonomy places the organism in Eukaryota, Viridiplantae, Streptophyta, Magnoliopsida, Rosales, Rosaceae. Bases 1 to 861 code for a protein of 286 amino acids. The record is from RefSeq and is a predicted model, not a curated record. The transcript has a single exon.
AUGGGGUUUGUGUUUCCCGGAUGGCCUCAUUCUUACUGUUAUUAUCACCUCAAACAGAAUUUGAUAUCAAAGUACCCAAAGUCAGGUUAUGAGAAACUGCUCCAAGACCGUGUUAUCAAUUUAUUUAGUAGAUGCGCAUAUGCUGUUACGGAGGAAGAGUUUAAGGUAGCAAUGGAGGAGUUGGUGAUUGUUGGGAGUUUGAAAGUGAAGGCAUUUAUAUCUGAUUUGUCUAGAGAUCACUAUGCCAACGCAUUUUUCAAAGGAAUGCGUUAUGGGGAGAUGGCAAACAGUUUAGCGGAGUCCUUUAAUAAUUGGGUUGGUGUGUUUCGAGAUUUGCCGGUGCUACCUUUGAUAGAAGGGAUUCGACAGAAAUUGAUGGUAUUGAAUUCUCAACGACGAUUUGAAGCGGAGAAGUGGACAACAGUUUUGUGUCCGGAGAUGGAAACUAGACUCUGUGAAAAUGCGGAGGCCGGUAGGACUUGGGCAGUUCGUCGUUCUAAUUGCACUGUUUUUGAAGUAUUUGCUGAUUAUUCUGUGAUGGUUGAUCUCGAGCAAAGGACUUGUUCUUGCCGUCUUUGGCAAAUUGACGGUUUUCCUUGCACACAUGCGGUGGCUGCAAUCCUAGCAAAGAGAGAUUCAGUUUAUGAUUACGUGGAGUGUUACUACAAAACCGACUUCUUUCGAAAAGCCUAUGAGAGUCCUAUUUUUCCUAUUCCAGAUAUUGGGAAAGGAUUGGGCAGCAAUGGUUCUGCAGCUGGAGUUGUGCUUCCGCCAAUUACAAAGAGGCCAGCCGGAAGACCACCAACAAAGAGGAUCAAAGUUUUUGGUGAAUUUAAAAGGCCAUUGAAAUGCAGUCGGUGA